ACGUCUGUUCACCUCCUUACUGAGAACCACAAACCACAUUCCUGUAGUCAUGAGGCCGAGCUGAUCUGAGUCACGCUGAGAGAGAGAGAGAAAGAAACUCUGCUGAGACUCAUCUGAGUGUGAAAGUUGCAUACGCCACAGUCUGUGUGUGUGCAAUAAUAUGUACGUUGUUGCUCUUGAGGGAUUUACUAUGUGGACUAAAAAGGGAAUACUAUCAUUAAAGUCUUGUUGACGUGAUGGACUUUAAUCUUAAAUGCAGGAUGUGGUUACCUCUGAGAUGAUGGAGGAUAAGAACGGAGUUUGUCACACGAUGGAGGAGAGUGAUGUGGACGUGCAGAUCAGAGAAACCAAAGCUCAGCCGCAGCAGGCCAACAACAACCGACCUAAAUGGUCAAAUGGUCAGUGUGUUGUGGCGAUGCCGAGCAGUUCGAUGCUAAACCCGAGCUUUGGUCUCUCUCUGUGCCGCGCCAAACUGGAGAAUGAUGGCUUUCAGAUUCCAGUCGCAGACCUGGAGGCUCCUCUGAAGACUGUCCUGGACGUUCCUGCAGUCAGGAGAUACAUGGUUUUCAACUCAGCCAUCUUCCACUUCAUACUGGCACCGGUGCUGUAUGUGGUGGUGUGGUGCGCUGUGUUCUCCACCCUCCACCUCUACAUCACCGUCACUGACUACUGGGUCCUCUGCCUCUCUGUCAGCCUGGUCUCCAUCUUCCUCACCACCGUCGUCAUCUGCAUCCUCCACUACAGUAACAAGGAGAUCAACAUGAACUUGGACGUUCGGUUAAUCCAAGUGAAUGAGAGGAUGGUGAAACACAAGCUGCUUGUGGCCGUGGUUGACUGGGUGCAGUCCUGCACCGGAAAUAUGCAGCUGUACUUUGUGUACUGGGACAUGUCCCGCUGUCUGAGGGCACUGACUGAAACUUUAGAGGAGCACAGCUUUGUGGCACAUGACACCCAGAACAAAAUAAAGAGGAAAAUGUCGCAUCUGGUUCUCGUGGUCGAGGACACGGCUGCAGACCUAGAGGUCGGAGAGUCAGAUGUGGAGCAGGAUGAAGAGAGACCUCUGCUGAGGAAUGAGAACACAGGCAGUACCGCCUCCAGCCAGCGGGAGGGCGCCAAAAUCACCACCAACUACAGCCUUGUCCCUGAUGCAUCGUUACCUGCUCAGGCCAAAGCCUACCAGCUUCUGAUGACCUACAGUGCAGCUUAUGUGAAGCUGCUGGUUACUGACAGGCUGUCGGGAUCGUCACACCACCACCUACGCUCCCGGAGGAAUCACUGCACCACCGCCCCUCUCUGCCUCUGCCAGUACAUCAAAAAGAAGAUUCUCCUAUAGCAGACUUCUGCUUUGUGCCUGUGCUCCUGAACAGACAAACUGAUGUGUUCCAGUAUUUUCUUUGGAUCAAACAUGGAUUAUAAUACUUGUUUAAGGACUUUUUGAUCAAAUGAAGGACCUGUUUGGAGCUUCAUUCAUUUUUUUCAGUUUUUAAGUCUCCAGCCUGCAGCUCCUGUAUACCUGUCCUCAUGCCAGCUCUGUGUUUGCUCCACACGGAUCCUCGUCUGUUUGGUCCCAACUAUGUCUGCCAAACACUGUCUGAUCCAGCUGCUGUAAAACAAUAUUUGCACUCUUGUACACAUGACAAUCACGGCCUUCCUUACUGCUGUUUAAAUUAUUUGCACAGUAAUAAAUGUAGAUUCUUGUUAUUUUCUUUGCAGUAGAUUCUGCAGUAUUUGUCUUCGUGGUGGAACAGAAGAUGGAAAGUUAUUGAGUAUAUUUUCUCAAGUUCUGUACUUUGCUACAGUGUUAAAGUAAACUUUGAGUAUUUUCACUUUA
This is a messenger RNA of Plectropomus leopardus (leopard coralgrouper), 1831 nucleotides long. RefSeq names its product transmembrane protein 268 (gene tmem268). The record is from RefSeq and is a predicted model, not a curated record. NCBI's taxonomy places the organism in Eukaryota, Metazoa, Chordata, Actinopteri, Perciformes, Serranidae.